Brassica napus (rape) is the source of this 1364-nucleotide messenger RNA. Its product is annotated as putative defensin-like protein 73. NCBI's taxonomy places the organism in Eukaryota, Viridiplantae, Streptophyta, Magnoliopsida, Brassicales, Brassicaceae. The coding region runs from base 814 to 1032 and encodes 72 amino acids. The transcript is spliced from 2 exons. The record is from RefSeq and is a predicted model, not a curated record.
AUAUACUAUAUAUCUAUGUUAAUAUUAUUUUAAUUUAAUUACAUAAAAUACAAAAUAGAGAAAAUAAUUGCUUAAAUGUAUGACUGUAAAUAAAAAAUAAUAAUUUCUUUAAUUUAUGCAUUUGUCUCAAUUUAAUUAUACACAUAACAGUUAAUAGUUUUUCAAUUAUUCAAUAUACAUUUAUUAAUUUGUUUCAUAAUAUAUAAAAAAUGUUAAAUAAAUAAUAAUACGUAAAAAUAAUGUGUAUAUAAAAUAUUCAUCUCGCGCAAGGCGCGGAUCUUAAACUAGUAUAUAAAUAUAAUGCAUAACGCAAAUAUCCCUAGAUUGAGAACAAAAUGUUUGAAACAAAAUUUAGAAAGGUGUAAAUCAAUAAAAACCGAUACAAAUCAGAUUUAUAACAAAAUAUAUAAAAUAAAUAUGACUAACGCAAAUAUCGAGCUAGAUUAGGAACAAAAUAUUUGAAUUGUAUCCGCCAAUAGUAACUAAUAGCUAAUACAAACCUGAUUUCUUUUUUUUCUCUUCUUAUAAUGAUGGCUAAACUAAAAUGAGAUUCUGUUUUUGAAUCUUAAAAACCAAUAAAAGAAACUCAAAGAUAUAAAUCAUGUAAGAGUAUGGAAAAUAUAUAAUCUUGAUCCUCUACCAACGUCUAUAUUCCCUGUAAUUAUUCCUGUAAUAUUGUCUUCCCUUUCUUGCCUUCAACUCUGUACAUAUAAGAACAGAGCAACCCAAUCAAUUGUAUAUACAAGUUCAAUACUCAAUAAAGCAAAGGUGAUAUACUGAAUUGAUAAAAGGAGGUAAUAUAUUUACAAUACAAUGAAGACGAAUUGCAAGAUUGGAUUCAUGAGCUUCCUAAUGAUUGCUUCAGUACUCAUCAUAUUUCUCACGGUUCCAGAAAAAGUUGAAGCCGACGGACAAUGCAUUGGACGGUGUGGAAUGAUUUUUGACUGUGCGACUGCUUGCAUCAGGAUGGGAUACCAAUCUGGCCAAUGUGUUGGCUGGGAAAAUCCGAAUCAGUGUUGUUGUGACCAUUAAAUGUAUUGAAAAUCAUCAAUAACAAUCAAUAAAUCUCUGCGAUUAGAACAUAUCUACAUUCAUCUGAGUUUUUGAUAUUUGACAAAUUUGAUUUGUUUUUUUUUUAAUGGAAAUCAACAUCAUUUGAAUACUAUCAUCAUAUACUUGACUUUGAUAUUAAAAACCACUGUUAAGUUGUCUUCAUGCAUUCUUCAGUUAACCGCUUUGUUUUGCUCAAAAACCAAAUUCUCAUUUCAUUAGCAGUAAUAGUUGAGGAUAAUGGUUUAUAUAUAAGACACAUCGCAAUAUCGCAUAAUCCACCCUUUGCCAACAAAAACCUACACAUCCAAAUA